Messenger RNA from Pararge aegeria (speckled wood butterfly), 2737 nucleotides. RefSeq names its product MATH and LRR domain-containing protein PFE0570w-like. NCBI's taxonomy places the organism in Eukaryota, Metazoa, Arthropoda, Insecta, Lepidoptera, Nymphalidae. Bases 36 to 2678 code for a protein of 880 amino acids. The transcript is spliced from 5 exons. The record is from RefSeq and is a predicted model, not a curated record.
UGUAAUGAAAAAUAUAUAGUUUAAUUAAAAUCAUUAUGAAUCAAGUAAUUGAUGAAAAUUUUGUAAAAGUUGUACAACGUUUGCCAUUUGAUGUGGUAGCUGUGCCACAAAAUAAUACUUCGGGAAUAUUGGACAAGGUUACAAAUGCUCCAGUAAAUAUUAAAAUCAAAGUUAGAAAUAAAGAAGCCACGACAGGGAGACAUGAAGUUAUCUCUGUUCCUAAGUUAUCAACGUCUGGUCCAAAAAAAGUACGACUUGUUAGUAGCGAUCAGACAAUAAUUUCUUUUGAUCUAUUCAUGGAGAAAGAAAGUGAGAACAAAGUUUCGAAAAAACCUCAUCAUAAAUUUUUACAAAUUUUUAAACAUCGUGGGUGUUUCAAUAAUAAAAACCAUGAUGAUGUUUAUUCGUACGUACCCAGUUCAUCCAGUGAAAUAUACAGAGCAAAGAGCACUUCUGUUGAUGAUCUCCACGAAAACAAAAUAUUCGAAAAAAAAUAUGCUCUGAAGAAAAAUACUCCAGAUAUUAUAAAUAAUAACACUACAUUAAGGAGAUCUACUUUCUUGGGGAAAUGCAAACCAGGAGGUUGCUUGGAUCCGCCAUUUAGUGAAGACAAAUAUAUCUACAAACCAAAUGCUAAAUUGUUAGCCUUGGAACAAAAAUAUAUUGAAAAUCAUAGAGUAACUGAUGACUGCAAUAAUGAUAAAACUAACUCAGAUAUAGUUGCCGAUAACCCAGACAGUGUGUUGCCACCAAUGUUGAACAAAUAUUCCAUCGAAAAAGUCUAUUCCCAUUCGCUCAUUACUUAUCCACCUGCUCUUCCGUCUAGUCAAAUUGAUGUUCAAGAAGACACCCAAAACAGAAAAUCUAAGAUUAGAACGUCUUUUGAAAACAAGGUAAGAAUAUCUAUGAAUGAGUUCUCAGACACAUAUUUUAUGCCACCCAAAAAACGAAAAAGUAAAAUCAACGGAAAUCUUGAUACCGAAUUUCGAAGAUCUCAAAUUUUAAAAUCGCAUAGCUAUGAUGCUAAAAAUUCCUUGUCAAACCAAAAAGAGCCAACACAAUUGUCUGCAAUGCCUACAAAAGUAUUGUAUACUAAUUCAAAUGGCAAAAGUCAUAAAAUAUCUGUAAUUGAUAACGAUGCAACUUGUAGUAAACUAUCUAAUACAAAUUUAGAAAAUUUAAAUGUGAGAUGUUCUGUAUUUGAUAAGCGUGGUUCUGAUGCUGUAUCUUCACUCAAUUACAAAAAGGCUAUAACUACUGAGGAUAUGCCUUCACAGAGCUCACAAACAUCUAUAAAUAAAAUAAUGCAUACAAUAGCAGACAAACCAUAUAACUCACAAGAAAAUCUAAAUAAAGAAAACCAAGGCUCAAGUUUGUUAUUUUAUAAUACUGAUGAAUACGAAAUGAAUAAAGCACCACAAGACUGUCAAGCUUAUAAAAAUAACAGUAUUUCUAACGGAACACUAAAUAAAUCAAAGAUAAUACAUAAAAUAAUAGAUAAUCCGCUGGAUAAUCAGUCAGUAGCAAGCCAGAGACAGCCCGAAUUUCAAUUGCCUCCACCAAACAAAGAUUUAGUAUCAGAUUUUGCAAAUACUGAUAAAAAAAUUAUAAAAUCUGAACAUGCUCUAAGUACUGAUGAUAACAAAAAUAAACCCACCCCACCCCAAGACUAUGAAAACUCUAAGAAUAAAAGUAUUUUUAUUGAAACUCUAAACCAAUCCAAGAAUAUGCAUGAAAUAUCAGGCGAAGAACUUGAACCGUAUUUGGCGCUAGAAAACCAAUAUUUAGAAUCUGAUCCUGCAUAUACUGAUGAAAAUAUAAUAAAAUUUGAACAUGACUUAAAUGAUGAUAAGAUUAAAAAUAAACGAUCAAGCCUAGAAAAUAAAGGUUUAAAAAACAAAAGUAUUUCCCAUGAAACACUGAACCAAUUAAAGUUGAUGCACGGAAUAUCAAAUGAACUACUGAAUAAUCAGCAAAAGUUGCAAAUGGUGGAAGAAAAUCAAGACUUGAGAUCACAUUUUACAAAUACCAAUGAAAAAAUAAUAACGCAAGACCAAGAUCAAGCAUCUGAAGAGGAAAAUAGGUCUAAAUUAAAUCUUAUGAAUAAAAUACCAGAUGUAGCUACCGAUAAUUAUUCACUGACAAGCCCGAAAUGGAACAAAUUACAAUUUUUGGAAGAAAACCAAAACUUAAGACCGAAUUUUACAAAUACAGAUGAUAACAUGAUAAAGUUUGAAAGAGACCUAACUAGUGAUAAGAAUUCACUCAUUGCCUAUAUACCAGGAACAGAAAGUCUUCGACAAGAAUCUUUUACUGAAACUGCUAACUUAUUACACAACAGUGAUCAUACAAAGCUCAAACAAUCGGAUCAUUCUCAAUUAUCUGUAAAAGAAAAUACACAAAACAGAGAAAUAAUAAAACAAGACUCACACCAAACCAAGUUAGAAGAUAAAGUAAGCACUAUAAGUACCAUCGACAAAGAAAAAUGUGCCAAUAGCUCAUUUGUAACAGAAGAGUCGAACAAAAUAGAAAGUAAAUAUAGUGAUCGUGCUAUCUCUAUUUCAACGGUGAAUAAUGCUGAUGAAACGCAAUUAGCAUAUCAAAACUCAGUUCGGUUACUUAGUGUUGAUUUGAUUUCUAGUAUAAUUAAUGCAAAACCAAAAGUUGCAAAUACAUGAAAGGGAUGCCAUUAAUAAAAAUCAGAGUUUAAAAAAUAUUGAUGUCGAUGUUCGUUAUG